Molecule: messenger RNA, 5575 nt
Organism: Nerophis ophidion (straightnose pipefish)
Lineage: Eukaryota; Metazoa; Chordata; Actinopteri; Syngnathiformes; Syngnathidae
Exons: 15
Coding region: 208-3555 (1115 amino acids)
Biological process (GO): endocytosis
Cellular component (GO): clathrin vesicle coat; plasma membrane; endosome
Molecular function (GO): clathrin binding; phospholipid binding
Source: RefSeq, a predicted model, not a curated record
GCUCACCAAAAACCGGAAACGGAAGCUUUCGUGAGCGCGUCGUCACCUCGAAGAUCUCUGCCUGGUUUCAGGCCUCACCCGGACUCUGCAUCCAGUGGCCCCCAGCCUUCAGGAGGAGGGCAGAGCAGCGCCAUGAGCCAUUAGCUGCUCUCACUCGUGCCUCAUAGAUUUAGACUGUGGACUCCUGGUUCUCCAUCAGCAGACAUCAUGACAUCCUCAAUGCUUCGCAGACAACUGAAGAACCUGGUCCAGAACUAUUCUGAGGCAGAGGUUAAGGUUCGAGAAGCCACCUCCAACGACCCUUGGGGGCCUUCCAGCUCGCAGAUGGCCGACAUCUCUGACCUGACCUACAAUGUGGUGGCCUGCAAUGAGAUCAUGACCAUGCUGUGGAAACGUUUGAAGGACGACAAGAACUGGAGGCACAUCCACAAGUCGCUGACCCUGCUGGAGUACUUGCUGAAGACUGGAGACGACCGCGUGCUCCUGAAAAUGAAGGACAACGUCUACAUCGUCAAAGCCCUUACAGAGUAUCGCUUUGUGGAGAAAGAUGGCAAAGAUCAGGGUUCAAAUGUGAGAGAGAAGGCCAAGGUGGUUCUUGUUCUCAUGGAGGAUGAUGAGAAACUAAAAGAAGAACGAGACUUUGCUGUCAAGACCAGAGAGAAGACCUCUAAAGGUGCUGCAGCUUCAUCGUCAGACAGCGUCAAGGAUCCUAACUACAAGCCGUGUUAUGUUGCCGGAUCCUCGGGUCUUCCAUCCCUAGACAACAUUCCCUCAGUGGCCGACCUGACUGCUUCCUUCGCCGCCCGCAAGGAGGAACGCAUCAAACAGGAAGUGCAAAAGAAAGAGACUGAGAGGAGGGCAAAAUUGUCCGAAGAUGAGCUCAAGUGGGAGGAUGCAGGAAAAGAAGAAGGUGAUGUCCAAGACGCCUGGGGGGGAAACAAGAAGGAGGAGGCCACUGAUCCUUGGGGCGCAGUUUCCAGACCCGACGCAUCCGAAGCUGGUUCUGCUAAAACUGAUAAGAAUUCUUUUGACUUUUCAUCAAAGAAUGGAGACGCUCCUAAGAACAAGCCAGACCCAUUUACCGCUUCACCCGAAAGAGGCGAUCCUUUUGUGGCCCAAAAUGCCUCUACUCCAAAAAAAAUGUCACCAAAUGACGAAGAAGAUAUAAUGGCUACUCCUGAAAAUGAAACGCAUCCAUUUAGUUCAUCUAACAGCGACCCAUUCAACGCCCCUAAAGAUGACCCAUUCAACGCCCUUAAAGACGACCCAUUCAACGCCCCCAAGGACGACCCCUUCAAGGCCCCCAAGGACGACCCCUUCAACGCCCCCAAAGACGACCCCUUCAACGCCCCCAAAGACGACCCCUUCAACGCCCCCAAAGACGACCCCUUCAACGCCCCCAAGGACGACCCCUUCAACGCCCCCAAGGACGACCCCUUCAACGCCCCCAAAGACGACCCCUUCAACGCCCCCAAAGGCGACCCCUUCAACGCCCCCAAAGACGACCCCUUCAACGCCCCCAAGGACGACCCCUUCAACGCCCCUAAGGACGACCCCAUCAACGUCCCCAAAGACGACCCUUUCAACGCCCCCAAAGAGGACACCUUCCACGCCCCUAAAGACGACCCCUUCCACGCCCCUAAGGACGACCCCUUCAACGCCCCUAAAGACGACCCCUUCAACGCCCCUGAAGACGACCCUUUCAACACCCCUAAGGAUGACCCCUUCAACACCCCUAAGGACGACCCCUUCAACGCCCCUAAAGACGAACCCUUCAACGCCCCUAAAGACGACCCUUUCGGUGCUCUCAAAGACGACCCCUUCGACUCCCCCAAAGAUGACCACUUCAGCGCCCCUAAAGACGACCCUUUUAAUGCUCCCAAAGAUGAUCCACUCAAAUCCCCUGGAGAUGACCCGUUCAACGCCCCCAAAGACGACCCGUUUAGUGCCCCUAAAAACGACCCAUUUAGUGCCCCUAAAAACGGCGACAAGUUUAGUGCUCUAACAGACGACUCAUUUAGUAGCCCAAAAGAUGACCAGUUUAACACCCAGAAAAACAACGACCCCAAAGCUGACCCUUUCAGCGCCCCUAAAGAUGGUGACCCAUUUAGCACACCUAAAGAAAAAUCCCCCUCAAAAGAAGAUGUUUUGUCAGCAACUUGUGCAGAUCCUGAAAAAAUGCCCCCCUGUAAGGACGAGCCUUUUACUGCCCCCGCUAAAGAGCACCCCUUUGCAGUCCAGUCCGAUGCAUCGUCAGACCCCUUCAUUACCCCCCCACUGAGCUCGCCCCAAGGCGGGGGAGACAUGUGGGGCGCCCCCCCAUGCUCUGCACCCACACCUGGCUCAGAUCCUUGGGGGACUGGACCAAGCGCUUCUUCACCUGUUGAUGGUGGCGAUCCGUUCGGGGAUGGUGCUACCAAAGCAGACAAUGACCCAUGGGGGUGCGCAGGUUCCGAUGACGCUUGGGGGGCGUCUUCCCCCCCAACAAACGACCCAUUUGGAGACGGCGCCUGUAAAGCCAAAGGAGGUGCAGAGGCACCCACGCCGGAUCCCAGGAACCCACCCUCCAAUGUGACGCUGACCCCCAGGCAGAAGGAGGAGUUGGCCAUCAUCAGGAGGAAGCAGCUGGCCAACGCCGUCCACUACAUCUGGGAGACAGGAGAGGACAAGUACAUGCUGCGCUACUUCCAUACCGGCUUUUGGCUCUCCUGUGAGAAGCACAACGAAGGUGAAGACCAGGAAGAAAAGUGUCGCAGUUUCAUCGAGCUGACGCCAGGAGAGACUCAGGGCGUCCUGUGGCUUUCGGUCAUCAGCGAGUUCAUGUACAUCGGCCUGCUGGCCAUGGGCUUCCUGCUCAUGUGGGUGGAGGCCAUUUGCCUGUGUGCCAAGAGGGAGAUGAACGCCCUCAAGAUCAAUGCCUAUGCCGCCAUGUGCACCGUGCUGUCAGGCCUGAUGGGCAUGAUGGCCCACAUGAUGUACACCACCGUCUUUCAGAUGACCGUCAGCAUCGGCCCCAAAGACUGGAGACCUCAGACGUGGGACUACAGCUGGUCAUUCGCCAUGGCGUGGCUGUCGUUUAGCUGCUGCAUGGCGGCCGCCGUGGCCACGCUCAACUCUUACACCAAGACACUCAUUGAGAUGAAGCACCGGGCUCGCAUGCGGCUGGAGGAGGCCCGCGCCACCGCCCGCGCUCCUUCCUACGAAGAGGUGGUUCGAGCGGGUGGUGGGGUCUACUCCGUCAGCCAGCUGAUCCAGCUGGGCCAGCAGGGGGCACUCAUGGACCCCCUUUGGCCACGGGGAGUGGGCCCGGCUGUCGGGCCACUGGCCUGCAGUGCAGGCGGGGCACUGCUCGUUGGUGGCGGAGGGAUCGGAGUCGGCGGAAUGGGAGCCAUCGCAAUAGGAUCAGGGGGAUCAUUUGGGGAGCAGCCUGCGGGGGACCCUCGUGGCUUAGUUGUGGUGGAAGGGUGCGGUAUCGACGGCUGCGAAGACUGCGAGAGAGAGCUGGAUGACAUGGACUACGCUAUGCAGGAGGAGAGACAGGAUUCGCUUUGCUAGCACUUCUUCCGACACCUGCUGGCUUGGGGUGAUACCAUGGCUCUCACAAGCUACCUGCUUAGUAACAAACUCUCUAGUCACACCGGAGCAAACAAGUGUGCUGCUUUGUAGCAAACACGCUAGCUUAUUUGUAAGAAGCACGCAAGCUGAUUUGUUGCAAAAAAUGUUAGCUGCUUUGUUGCACGCUCAGGUGAGACUUUUAGCAGCAUUCAAGCAACAAGAACAGGUGAGUUCUCUCUACCGGAACAGGUUUUGGGGAUUUUUGGGUUAAGGAUUUGGGAAGCAGUGACUCACUUAUGGGGGCUUCACGGUGGGAGAGGGGUUAGUGCGUCUGCCUCACAAUACGAAGGUCCUGCAGUCCUGGGUUCAAUCCCAGGCUAGGGAUCUUUCUGUGUGGAGUUUGCAUGUUCUCCCCGUGAAUGCGUGGGUUCCCUCCGGGUACUCCGGCUUCCUCCCAUUUCCAAAGACAUGCACCUGGGGAUAGGUUGAUUGGCAACACUAAAUUGGCCCUAGUGUGUGAAUGAGAGUGUGAAUGUUGUCUGUCUAUCUGUGUUGGCCCUGCGAUGAGGUGGCAACUUGUCGAGGGUGUACUCCGCCUUCCGCCCGAUUGUAGCUGAGAUAGGCGCCAGCGCCCCCCGCGACCCCAAAAGGGAAUAAGCGGUAGAAAAUGGAUGGAUGGAUGACUCACUUAUGUUGUAUGGAUGAUUUUUUUUUUAAGUGUAUUUAUGGAUUGAAGUAUUUAAUAUUGCCCCCAAAUCCUAACUAAUCUGCUGUGUGAACAACGUGUGGACUUUUGUUGAGAGUAUUUUGCUAUGCUGGAGGAUUAAAGGGCUAUUGUGUGAGAGUUUGCACAUUGUGGACAGUGCAUUGAAUUGAUCUAUAUGCACAAGCUGGUGUACAUUUUGUGAACAUAUAUCAGGGAUUAAAGAGCAGGACAUUAAAUAAUAAAACAUGUUUCUUUAAAGAGCAAACAUGCAGUAUUCCCUUGUGUAACUUCAGGAUUUGUCCAAGUUGCAGCAUUUAAUGAAAGAAUGAAAGCUUUGGACCUGAGACAGAUGCUCUGCUCAAGCUUAUUGGAAUAAUCUGCACGCAGGCUGUGAUUGAGAGACAUACAAGGUCACCGUGUGCUAUGUGGCCACUAAUUACAAGUAGAAGGUAGAAUUAUACAACACUUUACAAACAUAAAGAAACGAAGGGUUAACGUGGUCCACUAGAAAGAUGUGAAAUAAAAAUGCAGAUAAGACAAAAUGUAUCUAUUUUGCGUUAGCGAAAGAAAGAAAAACAAAUGUCGCCAUCUAGAGGCACACGCCUCUCACCCUCAGAUGAAAGAAUGUGUAUUCUUACUCAUGGUUGAACGACUGCAUAUUCCUACAAUUGGUAAAAGAAUGCAAAUUCCUACCCAUGGUUAAAAAAAGAGUGGAAUGGAUGAAAGACUGUAUAUUCCUACCCAUGGUUAAAAUAUUGCUUUUUCUACGGAUGGCUGAAAGCGUGGGAAUUCUUACCCAUGGAUGAAAGAGUGUUUUCCUACGGAUGGUAGAAAGCGUUUACUCAUGGUUAAAAAGGUGUGCUGGAUGGAAGAGUGCAUAUUCCUACUCAUGGUUGAAAGACUGUACUUCCUACAGAUGGUUGAAAGUGUAUGAAUUUUUACCCAUGGAUGAAAGAGUGCGUUUUCCUACAUAUUGGUUGAAAGAAUGUGAAUUCUUACCCAUGGUUCAAAGACUGGGCUUCACAGUGGCAGAGGGCUUAGUGUGUCUGCCUCACAAUACAAAGGUCCUGCAGUCCUGGGUUUAAUCCGAGGGUCGGGAUCUUUCUGUGUAGAGUUUGCAUGUUCUCCCCGUGAAUGCGUGGGUUCCCUCCGGGUACUCCGGCUUCCUCCCACUUCCAAAGACAUGCACCUGGGGAUAGGUUGAUUGGCAACCCUAAAUGGUCCCUAGUGUGUGAAUGUGAGUGUGAAUGUUGUCUGUCUAUCUGUGUUGGCCCUGCGAUGAGGUGGAAACUUGUCCAGGGUGUACUCCGCCUU